AUGGCGCAGGGCGACUCGGAGAGGGUGGCUGUGGCGGCGGCGCCCAAGGAUGCGCGGAAACAGGAGGCCGUCUACAAAGAGAUCCUUUCCAAGCCGCCAUCAGUCACCUCCGACGCCGCCAUCCGAGAUUACGAGAGCGCCUUGAUUGGCUUGGGGGAGCUCUAUCGCGAUGAGAAGAACUCACAGGAGCUCGUUGGCUUGGUGACAAAGAGCCGGACAGUCCUCUCGUCGUUCGCAAAGGCAAAGACGGCUAAGCUGGUCCGCCAACUGCUCGACCUCUUCCACGACAUACCAAACACAACCGAGAUCCAGAUCUCGGUGACCAAGUCAUGUAUAGAGUGGGCGACGUCGGAGCGCCGCGGGUUUCUGCGGCAGAACCUCGAGACGCGGCUCGUGACGCUGUACAUGGCGAAGCAGUCGUACUACGAGGCGCUAACGCUCAUCAACGGGCUACUGCGCGAGCUGAAGCGGCUCGACGACAAGCUAGUGCUAGUCGAGGUGCAGCUGCUCGAGUCGCGCGUCUACCACGCGCUCGGCAACAUCUCCAAGGCGCGGGCGGCCCUGACGAGCGCGCGCACCAGCGCCGCCUCGGUCUACACGCCGCCCCUGCUGCAGGCCAACCUCGACAUGCAGUCGGGCAUGCUGCACGCCGAGGACAAGGACUUCAACACGGCCUUCAGCUACUUCAUCGAGGCGCUCGACGGCUACCACACGCAGGACGAGCCGCAGCGGGCGCAGGCGGCGCUGCAGUACAUGUUGCUGUGCAAGAUCAUGCUCAACCUGGUCGACGACGUCAACAAGCUGAUGGCGUCCAAGCAGGCCAUGAAGUACGCCGGCCAGUCGCUCGAGGCCAUGAAGGCCAUCGCGCGCGCGCACUCGAACCGCUCGCUCGAGGAGUACGAGCGCGCCCUGGCCGCCUACAAGUACGAGCUGGGCGGCGACGCCUUCAUCCGCAACCACCUGCACCGCCUGUACGACGCCAUGCUGGAGCAGAACCUGAUCAAGGUCAUCGAGCCCUUCAGCCGAGUCGAGAUCGACCACAUCGCCAAGAUGGUCGGCCUCGACACGCAGCAGGUCGAGCGCAAGCUGUCGCAAAUGAUCCUCGACAAGGUCAUCAUCGGCGUGCUGGACCAGGGAGCCGGCUGCCUCAUCAUCUUUGACGAGACGCACCGCGACGAGGCCUACGACUCGGCCCUGGCCACCAUCGAGAAGCUGAGCAACGUCGUCGACGUGCUCUACACGAACCAGGCCUCGAUGCUUGAAUAG
Lasiosphaeria miniovina is the source of this 1266-nucleotide messenger RNA. RefSeq lists its product as uncharacterized. Gene Ontology annotation, cellular component: proteasome regulatory particle, lid subcomplex. Gene Ontology annotation, biological process: ubiquitin-dependent protein catabolic process. Gene Ontology annotation, molecular function: structural molecule activity; protein binding. NCBI's taxonomy places the organism in Eukaryota, Fungi, Ascomycota, Sordariomycetes, Sordariales, Lasiosphaeriaceae. Bases 1 to 1266 code for a protein of 421 amino acids. The transcript has 3 exons. The record is from RefSeq and is a predicted model, not a curated record.